AUGGUCCCACUAAGCCUGGAACGACAGGCCGCAGACGGGUCGCUACAUGUUGAUAUUACGGUGCCUCAAGGUUUUGUCGUCUUCGAGAACGACCCAAUCUUGAAGAUUGGUGAAUUGGACAAGGAUGAAGCUGUGCUGCGUCUGAUCCCAGGAACGAGAUGCACCGCCGGCGACGCUCUGGGACUCGGGCAAACGCCGCCAGGCACAGCCAGGGAAAGCCCGCACCAUCAAAGAUCGUGUUGGACGGGAGCUUCCACUUGCAACGAUAACAAACGCUAUCUGCCCCUCCGAGAAAAGAGUCCACCGCUCCGCCGCGGACCCUCGUCGCCCUCCCUGCCACCACGCAAUGCGAUGGUUCUCGGGUGGUGAAAAUGGUGUACUCAGAAGGUACAUCGGCCGGACAUGGUCCACGCGCAACAGGCAAAACAGCCAUUCUCCAAUCGCC
Messenger RNA from Neurospora tetrasperma FGSC 2508, 445 nucleotides. RefSeq lists its product as uncharacterized. The transcript has 3 exons. Bases 1 to 369 code for a protein of 122 amino acids. Lineage: Eukaryota; Fungi; Ascomycota; Sordariomycetes; Sordariales; Sordariaceae. The record is from RefSeq and is a predicted model, not a curated record.